AAAGUAAUUUCAGAUAAAACACAGGAGAAUAUUGUCAUUUCGGAGACUACACUCACCGCAAGAACUGAAGAGAGCCAUCACCACACCACAGCGGUUCAAGUCGGCAGCCGAGAAACCGAUGGAAAAUAUAUAGAAAUCUGAUUGAUCAAAUUCAUUAUCCCGUACAACCGACUCAUCAAGGUUUCAAUUUACAAAUGGAAGCGCUCGAGAAGUCCGAAGAAACUGUUUCCAAGAAUAGUCAACGACUAGCAGGAACAGUCAACUGGGGAACCGCCACUGUGAUCGGAGUGUUCGCAGGGAUGUUGUACGGUGGCAGCAAGGAAGCAUCUGCUUCAGUGAGCAAGGAUGCAGAAGUGAUGUUAAAGCUUGGAAGCACGACAGAUAAGCGUGAGCAAUAUCGGUUGAUGAGAGAUGCAAUGGAGAAAAGGUUUAUUCGAGUAACUCGUGGCUCUAUUGUUGGUGGAGUGCGCCUUGGAAUGUUCACAGCUGCAUUUUGUGGUUUACAAAAUCUGCUUGCUGAGAAACGGGGCGUGCAUGAUGUCUUCAAUGUUGUUGGUGCUGGUUCAGCUACUGCAGCUACAUUUGGGUUAAUUAUGCCGGGCUCACUACUUUGGCGUGCAAGGAAUGUGGCACUUGGAUCAGCUUUGGGAGCAGCAAUUUGUUUCCCUCUUGGUUGGGUUCAGUUGAAGUUGGUAGAGAAAGCAAAUGAGGGGAGUAUGGCUGCUUACCAUAAUUCAGGUGGAGGGGAAGCAAAGAGCGGUGUUGGUGCUGCCAUUGACCGGCUUGAAGAAAACUUGAGUAAGUAGAAUAAAGCCUUCUGAUUUUAGGUGGGGAGAUAAAAAUUCGGGAGAAGGAAGCCAAUGGACUGCCCAAAACAGGAUGUGACGCUUUU
Pistacia vera is the source of this 892-nucleotide messenger RNA. RefSeq lists its product as uncharacterized. Bases 195 to 806 code for a protein of 203 amino acids. The record is from RefSeq and is a predicted model, not a curated record. Gene Ontology annotation, cellular component: mitochondrion. The transcript has 5 exons. Lineage: Eukaryota; Viridiplantae; Streptophyta; Magnoliopsida; Sapindales; Anacardiaceae.